GGCAGUAUAAGACAGACUUUCCCAUACAGCGGACUCCCGCAUUUUUGUAGUUCCGCAUUCGCAAAUUAUUUUUUUUUUAACCCUAGCCCCUGUUAAUCGCAUUUUUUAGGGAUUUUUUUCAUGCCAUCUAUAAUAAGCGUAAACUAUUUCCAGAUAUUCACUAUUCACGGUCGGGACCGGUCCCUAUCCUCUGCGAAUAGCGGAAAAAUCACUCUGGCCUUUGGUGACUUUAAUCGGGACUGAGACACAAAUUCCGCCCAAUUGCUUGUAUUGUUUUCAAUCUUUAACCGGUUUAACAUUUAUGAUUGUUUGCCCGGACUGGUUUCCAAGCUGAUUUAAAAUCACUCUUAAAACACCCCACACCACAGAAUAAUCGCUAGGGAUGAUCUUUCAGAGACAUCAGACAAUCGGGCCUUUGCUAAAAAUCGGUACGUGUGUACCCCACUAAAGUUAACAGACAGUCCACAUCCUUAUCAAGCUUUGUUUACCGGGCACACAAUGGCGAUUGCGGUGUAAGCAGUUUUAGGCCGGUGCUGUGUGGAACAUACUGGUGGCGGGGCAGGGUGGACAAUGGUGGGGACCGCUCGCCGCCCCCCUGGGUCUCACAGCCCGGUGUCCUCACAGCAUGGGCUCGGGCCGGACACUGAAGUUGGUGGUGUGCGAGGCGCUGCAGUUUGCCGGCCUGUGUGUGCCGCUCUUUGUGAUCAUGCAACGCUUCGCUGCCAUCGUGGCCAAGGUCCAAGGUGAGGGGGGCACCGGCGGGGCCUACUGGCUCAUCGUGGCCUCGUCGGUGGCCUAUGUCACGUCCGCCACCCUCCUGGUCUGGGUGCCCCUCAAGUACAUGGUGUUCGCCAAGAAGAGAUUCCUGGUCGGGAGGAAGAAGUGGAGGCCCGUGGCCCUCGUGUUUGUGAUCCUCUCCACGAUGCCCUGCUUUGCCUUUCUCAUCGCCAGCUCGGAGGUCCAAAUCCGCAACAAGCUGCGUCACGACACGUUCGCCGAGUUGCCCGUGUCGCUUAUCCUUUUCUCCCUCAUUAGCAUGGAUGUGGUGGAAAGGAUACGGCACUGCAGGCUGACGGGACAGGAUAACGUCCUGGAGAGAGAUCCCGACAUCCCCUCCUCAGUGCUGACGCACGUGGAACAGGUCACCCCCAUCGCUCCUGCUGUUCAGGGGUCCGGAAUGACGGGCACUGGAAGGGCUGGUCCCAGUUUGCCCCCAGGGCAGGUGGUGGGCUCCCCCGCAGUGCCGGCGGGGGCGACAGGCCAGCGGGGGGGCGACAGAACCCACAACGGCUCCAGCCGUAGACCGGAGACCAACGGCACCAUCCCGGGAAUACCCGGCAACGCCAGGAGGGCGGUGCGCAUUCCGGAAUCGAGCCCCCACGUGGCGCAGGCCCGCUCGGGCCCACUGCGGUUCCUGUGCGCCAGCGAUGCCCGCGCUGACGUGUUCGUGGACGGCUUCAUGUUCUGGAUGGACACAGCGGAGAUGACUCGGGUGGCGUCCCACCCGCUGGUUUGCUACUCGGGCUGGGUGUCCCCCAUUUACGUCUUCUGCUGCCUGUCCUGCCUGCGGGUGGUGGUCGUGCCCAACGACCCGCUGCUGUCCUCGCUGGGCGUCGCCUUCCAGGACCUGCCCUUCCUGUUCGUGCGAGCCGGCCUGCUGGCCAUCUUCGGUUUGGUCACGCCGCUGCUCUACCUAAUGAAGAAUGUGCUGGUGUGCCUGGCCUUCGUCUACUUCAACUUCAUGACCAAGCUCAGGAUCUUCAACACACAGAGGAUGUACUUGUAAACCGCCAGCUCCGCAAAAAAAAAAAACAGAGAAAAAUUAACACCUUUCAUCAAGUGUUGUUUGUUUCUGUUUUUUCUUCUUCUUAACUGCAGAUGGUUGAGGAAGAAUAUUUUUGGUGCAGUAUAUUACAGUUAUGACAAGUAAAAAGCACUAAUGGAGAAACACAGAAAUGCAGAGAAACUGGAGUUAAAGGCAAAAUAAAAAGGGAGUAUUUUGGGAGGAAUGUCACGUAGCUCCACAACAACAUGUGUCUGAGUUCACUGGAAUGCUAAUUGCUGCUAACACGCUAUACUUUUUUUUCCCCACAAUUUCAAGCAGUUGCCAGUUGUGGUGGAUGUUUGUGUUUCUGCAUGAUGGCGUUUCAGACAGUGUAGUCCUGCAGUCGCUUGAAAAUGGACCGGAAUCUGCACCCAGCCUAGCGGAUUGUUUUGCAAAUUAGCACAUGGAAACAGUUUAGCCUACACACGUAUUUGACUGUUCACAUGUAUUGAAGGGUGUUGCUGUGUUGGUUAGCAACUGAGUUCAAAUGGGAUCAGCGUCUGUGAAAUUACAAUUACUGUAAAUCUAUUUUUGGAAAAGGGGGGUUUUAAUGUAUUGGAGUGGGACGUUUAUUUGUGGAUUUGUAGCUUCCUCUUCCCAUUUGUAAUAAAUAUUUGUAUUUAAAAAGGAAGCCUUCUCAACAGUACUU
Molecule: messenger RNA, 2474 nt
Organism: Phycodurus eques (leafy seadragon)
Lineage: Eukaryota; Metazoa; Chordata; Actinopteri; Syngnathiformes; Syngnathidae
Product: transmembrane protein 236-like
Exons: 4
Coding region: 626-1786 (386 amino acids)
Source: RefSeq, a predicted model, not a curated record